Oryza sativa Japonica Group (Japanese rice) is the source of this 2109-nucleotide messenger RNA. RefSeq names its product Phytosulfokines 1 (gene PSK1). NCBI's taxonomy places the organism in Eukaryota, Viridiplantae, Streptophyta, Magnoliopsida, Poales, Poaceae. The record is from RefSeq and is a predicted model, not a curated record.
AUUAAAAAUAAUACUAAUAUAUACUAAAUAUUAUGCAUGUUAUAUCACUAUAUUUAUAUUUUAAAGUACUUUCAUGUAAUGCUAAUUUCAUAUUCGUUAAAAUAUAGAUAUUAUAAUUCAAGAUGGAGGAGUACAACCAAACAGUAGAGGAUCCACUUCCUCUUUAUUUAUGCCAAGUUAUUUUAGAACCAUGCUCCACACAAGACACGCACACAUGCAUUGACAUGUGCUAAUUUUGUUUCGUGUGGAAAGGCAUGGAGGCCGGUUCCCCACAAUGUCCAAUCGCUGCCAACUCUGCGAGAGAGAAGGGGGAGGAAUGGAAGCUUGUGCAUGGCCUAAACACACACUUUGACACUUGACUUUGUGUUGGAAUCCAUUGAUUAGCCGCUCAAUGCAGCAUCCCCAAUGCAGAGGUCUCCCCUCUACUCCUAGCUCUUUGCAAAACCCAAUGUCCACCAUUUACUUCAAUUUCUCAGUCUUCCUUGCUCAUGUCUCCCUUGCCCUUCUCUCAACUUGGGUCAACUUCAUUAAAUUUCUCCUUUGGUAUGUGCAAAGGCUUUGAAGGUGUAGGCCUGGUGCAAACAUUGCAAAGUCAAAAUGUACGGUACGAUGCAUCGAGUUACUGACAUGGUAAAUCUUCCCGAUUCCCGUGUAAAUAAACUACUAUUUCAUUCGUUUCAUUUAUAAGAUGUUUUAAUUUUGUUAUGGGUCAAACUUGCUUAACUUUGACAUAGUUUAUUGAAAAAAAUAGGUUAGAAAACUUAAAUUCAGGAAAAAAAAAUAGGUGAGAUAUCCUAGUAUAACCAUCUUGGUUUGGUUAAGACAUGCCUUAGAAUAGACGAGUCGGUCGAAACGGUCAGAAUCGGUAGCAUCUCUUUAGAAACGACGCUCAAUCGACCUGUAAUUGACCGUAUUUAUCAUUUAAACUAUUCAUUGUCAACAUUAAUACAAUGCAAAAAGAAAUUAGAUUUUUUUUUAUAAAUAGUCAAAAAUGGUACGCCAGUCUAUCGGGAAUUUAUGUGACCGUUUUCACCCCUAUUCAAGUGCAUGGGCACUUGAGUUGUAAAAUUGACUUGAUCGAGAUACCAACGUAUAUACAAUUUACACAUCGAAUUGCCGGGAAAUUGGACUUUGAGAUCAUUUUAGCUCCCCAAGGCGAUCCACACGUACUCUACCACAAAACUUUGGUUGUUUUUGCUAUCAUCUCAAGGCCACUGCAGCAUGCGCAUUGCGCACGUACGAGAUGCUACUCUUUCCAAGGAACCGAUGUCUCUCUCUCUCUCCAGCCUCCAUUGCUUAUAAAUAUGUUCCUCCUUCCUAUACUGGUAAUGGCAGCAAAGCAAAGAAACAAAGAAGAAGAAGAAAGAAGAAGCAGCAGCAAAAAAGUUGAUCAGUUAAUUAGCAAGUGUGUUCUUCUUUCUUUUGGUGAGAGAGAGAGAGAGAGAGAGAGAGAGAGAGAGAGAGAGAGAGAGAGAGAGAGAGAUCUCAGAAUGGUGAAUCCAGGAAGAACAGCUAGGGCACUCUGCCUCCUAUGCCUUGCUCUCCUCCUGCUAGGUCAAGAUACCCAUUCCAGGAAGCUCCUGUUGCAGGAGAAGCACAGCCAUGGCGUCGGCAACGGCACAACCACCACCCAGGUCAGCAGAUUAGAACCAAGCAGAGAGAAUGGAGGAAGUACAGGUUCCAAUAACAAUGGGCAGCUGCAGUUUGAUUCAGCCAAAUGGGAAGAAUUCCACACGGAUUAUAUCUACACCCAAGAUGUCAAAAAGCCAUAAUGGCUGUUCAUUUAUGAUUUGAACUAGUACUAGUAGCUUAUACCUUCUGCGCGUCUUUUGUUCGUUUGGAGAGGGGAUUUUCUUGGGAUUUAGCAUAUGAACUAAUUAAAUUAAAUCCCAGGCAAAUCCCACUCAGCCCAUUUUGUGCAGAAGUUGUCAGUGUUGCACUGUAUAAUUAUUUAGUCAUACACAACUACUCCUGGUAACUACUCCUAUCUUCGAUGAAUUUUCUGGUUUUGCCAGACGUGACAAUAGUCCAGUAGCAUGCAGUACCCUCUCAGAAUCCCUGUAAUUUAGCAAAAAAAAAAGGAAGAAAAGAAAAGAAGCUUCCCUACUA